GCAAAAUUUUGAUAAACUGUGUAUAUAUUGUAACAGUACGUCCACAUGCUUGCUGUUUGUUGAGGUUCUUUUGUUCUAAAUGCUGUUUAUUUUCUGUUUAUUAAACAUGUCUGGUUGAGCUUUUCUUUGCUCACAUAGAAUCAAUACUCUCAUUUUCUCUUUCCACAUGGUCAUCCAUAACAGCUUCCAUAAGACAUAUCUAUGUUAAAACUGUGAGGUGUUCCUGUUGAAAAACAUUUACACUGAUUUUGCAAAGUAGUAUGUCAAUAUUUUGCAGAAAGUCAAGUUGAAAAAUAAAAAUUCCAUCUGCUAUUCAACUACAUGACUAUUUUUUAUUGAAAAUUUGAGCCUUCUUUGGAAGUUGGUUUUAUCUUCAAUUUUUGUAAUAUCUUGGAACUGGAAGUUAAAGAUGUAUCUUGUCUUUUUGAAAUGGUUUUCUUUAGGUCUAAUGUGCUUAGAGACCAUCUCUUUGUAGUACUUUGGCAACCAGAGCAAGAGAUGAUUCCAUAAUAAAUAAAAGUCUCAGUUGUAGACCCUAAACAACAUAUAAUUUCUUUUUGCGUGUUGUACCCUUGGGAUGUGGUCUUUUCUAGGAGGACUAGAAAAAGAGCAAUGCAUUUCUUGAUUUCAUUUGUUACUUUGACGUUCUACAAGGAAAUAGAACGUUUUUGAUAAUCAUUGAGGGAGCUGUAGACCCCGAUUAUAUCGCAUCUGAUGGUCCUGAUCAGAGAAUGGUUAUUUUGGACAGUCACAAUUCAAUUGUCAGUAAAAGGUCAAUGAAGUAAGAAAAGUUUCAAAGCGUAUUAUCAUAACUGAAUCUCUGCAAGAAAGCUGAAAGUUUAUAGAUUUCGUUUAAUUUGUAAUCAUUGAGGGAGCUGUAGACCCCCGAUUAUCUUGCUUCUGAUGGUCCUGAUCAGAGAAUGGUUUUUUUGAUCAGUCAUAUUUUGAUUGUCAAUAUUUUCUCAAUUUUAUGACAGCAUAAGGCAUAAAAUUAAGGUAAAAAUGCUUGCUUUUUUCUGCCAAAAGAAUUUUCAUUUUCAGAUAAUGGCUCUAAAGCUUAACGGCUGAUUCAGGAUUGCAUAAACGAGAUGCCUUUGCCGUAAAGCCGGCUCUGACCGAUCCCGUUGCAACGCGAGGCCUAUCCAUAGCUAACAGAACGGUUCCAUUAGGUCUCGUGUAAACGUAACCUUAAGGCAAUGAACUAUUUUACUUUUGGUUUUUCCGAAUGGUUGAAACAUCGAUGUCAGCCGAAGCUGAUGUCAUUGCUGGCAUACCUGGGAGGCAGUAUGUUUAAAUAUCGGUUGGUUAAUGUUACUCCAUCGAAUUAUCUAUUAUCCUUCAUUUGAUUUUUAGGAGCGAUAUAGCGCAUGUAAGGAAAAAGGGCACCAUUAUAAUUUAAAACAAAAAACGAAACCAAUUCAAUUUUAUUCGUAAGAAUACUACAGAAGAAGAAUACUAAAUUGAUACUGUAAUAAACACGAGCCAAGAAAAGUACGGACUUAUCCAGCUUUCGCAAAAUUUAUAAUUAGAAAAUAAAAGCAUCACAGUAAUUAAAGUAACAGAAACAAGAUUGGCUAUGUACUAAAUAAACUGGAACAAUAUAAUAUAGCAUGUGGAUUGCGUUUCAUUUUCCUCUCAUUUCAUAACUAUUAUUUUGACAGCAUUUCUUCUCUCAGUGAUAAGUUCGGCUUAGGGAGGUUACUAUAUAUUUGUGCUUCCUUAUUUUGUAGCAUUAAAUCCCCCCCCCCCCAACGCUUCUUCGAUUCACUUUUUUGAAAAUCAUUUAUUUGCAGGGUUUCAUAUGUAUGUUUACAGCUAUUUGUUUUAUAAAGGUUACACAGGGCUCGUGGCACAUUGUCAUUAUUAUGUUUCAUUCGAUGCAUUAGCUGGACAAUCCUCAAGUGAUACAGAUCUCUUAGUUUUAGGAAGUUUGAUUUCUUGUGUUGAACAACGAUAGUCUUUAGAGAGUCAGGUCCUUUAUAUUCUUUGAGGAUUUCUUUUGAGUCAGACCAUAGGCCUCAAUUCAGUAGCCUAUUUUUAAAUACACAAGAUAAUCAUAAAGUGUUUUCAGACAGUCCUUAGUUUUGCAAACAUGGAUGAAUAUUUGAUAAUUCCAUUUUUAAAUUUCAAAUAUGCUUUUAUCCCAAGAUAUUUAAUCUCAUCUACUUGCUCAAGAGGCUCCCCCAUUUGGUAUUGGGACAAACACUUUCGUAUUUAGUUGUUUGGGUGAUUGAUUAAAUAAACAGUAGCUUUAUGUCUUGUAAAAUGUUUUGUACAUCAUUAAACAUACGAAAACUCGGUUUUACAAUUACUAAUUGCAAGGAUCUUAACUCCACCGAAGAACUUACUGAAAUCAUAUAAAGUGAAAUAAUGUUUAAAUGGUUAGCAUCGAUAAAUUUUGAUUCUGUCUUCUUUUUUGCCCUGCUUUUUUCCUAUUUUUAGUCUUUUUUCCCUUUUACUUUGCCGUCGUCCUAUUUUUAGCCGUCUUUUUGUCAUCUUUUGGCGGUUUUUGCCGUCUUUUUAGCUGUCUUUUACCCUCCUUUUUUCCAUCUUUUUCCAUCUUUUGGGGAUUUUUUGCCUUAUUUUUAACCGUCUUUUUUGCCUUCUUUCUGCUUUUUUUUCACUCUUUUUACUCUUUUUUGCCAUCUUUUGUCUUUUUUCUAAUCUCCUUUAUCACCUUUGUUUCAUUAUGCUGUUUUUUUCACCAAAUUUAUUUACAUUUGUUUUUAGCUGAAUUCCUAUCAUAUAUCCUUCUUUUCGUAUCCAAAGCUAUUACCCAUUAUUUGUUGUGCUUCUUUUGGAUUUGCUUUUGUGACAACUUUUUAAUGGACCUUCGUUUCCGCAUCUGCCUACGCUGUGUGGCUAGUUUUUUGGUACCUUUGGCUAGUACUUAAGUUUAUUUGUCUUUUUGAAUGAUAUCUCUUCAUUUUGUCUGUGCAUGUUCUUUGAUGUCCAAUUUUUGCAACACCUUCUUCCCCUUUUCUGUCAAUUGUUGUCAGGGAUUUGAGAGCUUUGCUAUGUCAUUUGGGUGCCAAGUGAAAUCAGCAUCGAGCGACUAAUUGUCAGUUGUCUAAAUCUGUGUCUUAUAUGAAAUGUCUCCUUUAUUGUAGGUUCCUUCUAUCAUACUGGUUUAAAUGCUUCUUGUGCUCUUUCUAGAUAACAUUCUAUGACCUCUUUUUAAUGUGAUAAACACACAACAUAUUUUAGAUAACACUCUGUGACCUCAUUUCAAUGUGAUAAACACAGAGCAUAUUUUGAAGCAUGUCAUCAGAUUGCCUGUUAAUGCACACAUCAAUCAGAAGCAUUUAGUGUGUCAUGGCCUUGUUUCUUGCUCUUGUUUCAAUUUAAACCAGUCAGAGUUCACUCAUCUCUAAGAAUUCGUGCCUUAUCAUGAUAUUCUUGAACGUUAUCGUGUAUUGAUAAAUGAGUCAAGCAGUCCAUCGUAAGCAGUGAAAACAUAUCCAUAUAUAUGCAUCUUAUAUGAUUCAGACCAGUUUGUCAUCAGGACCUGUGACUCAGACUUUAUUCCUUAAAGCCACCUGACGUAACAUGCCCGAAGAAUAGCAUCAACCAUUUUAAUAGGAGUAAUCUUGUCAUCUAACAGAUGCUUCACUAGCUUUGAAAGCCUUUGUAGUGUUUACCAGAUGCCAAUUUUCCGAAGGCCGUUGGUUGAAUACGAGCCAGAGUUUUAAAGAACGUGUUGCUUAGCUCCUUGCAGAGCAUUUCAAAGACGGUUUAAGGUGAUGAAAAUGCGGUUGAACCAACAAUGAAAGAUGCAGUUUAAUAUGAAGAAUGACCUGCAAUCGAUCGGUUGAUUUGUAAUGUGUGCCUAUGUGUUUAUAAGCUGUGUUUAUAAUAGGCCUGGUUAAGUCCUUCAAAGACACCUCUGCAGCAGUCUUUCGCAGUGCACUUUGAUCGACAAAUCACGGCUUAUAAAUUGAAGACUAGGGCAACGCAAUUGAUGCUUUUGCCGAUUAUUUUUUUAUUCUUGUCACCAAGAUCUUUCUUUAGUCUGGUUCAAGAUCUCAAGGCGAUAACAACAGGAGUAGAAGUCUUUUGGCUGUGCCUGAUCUGCAAGAAAAAGCAAGAACUGUUAGCAAAGACUGGAUCGUGGUUUCACGGGAAAACAGGACAGGAGCCUAAUACUGUACGCGAAAUAGAAGCGGAACUUAGUACACCUAUACACUCACCUAGCAUUAAAAAAGACAAAUUACUAGAUUCCAGAUCGGAGAAGUUAUCGUUAUCUCCCAUAGCAUUUAAAAGAAAUCAGCCGGGAUAUGACCCGACUCGGGUGUCUAGACUUACCGGUUUUAGUGGAGAGUCAAGCCCAGAGAUAACAAAACCGAUUUUAAUCCGGGCGAAAUCAUUAGAAUCUUGUGACGUAUCACCAUCGAGGAAAGGAAGAAAAGAUUAUAAAUCGGACAAUAGUGACUGCAGUAGUGUAUCUGUGGAUAGCCAAUCUAGAAAGAAAACUGUAACUUUUGGUAAGAAUGACGUCAUCCAAACGCGUAUAGAAUACAUUGAAAGUAUGGAACGAAGUACAAUCGUUACAGCGGAUACUACACGACGUGAUGGUACUCAACACAUUGAGCCCGUCAUCCAGAUGAAAUGGUCACCACCAGACAUUGACAACAGAUGCAUAGGCGAUAUACUAAUUUCAUUCAGCCCAGAUGGAAACAAAGCCUACCCAGAUUACUGUACAGCGCUUGGCUUCAAGGUUGUUGGCGGGCGGAAGAACGAAGAUGGCAAGCAAGUAGCUAUUAUAACUGAUGUUGUUCCGAACAGCAUCGCAGAGAAAAGUAUCAAACUCAUGGUUGGUGACGAAAUUCUUGACUGGAACGAAAUUUCAUUUGUCGACUGCAGCGACGAAGAAGUGCAAGAUAUAAUUGCGAUGGAUGACUCAUGUGAUCUACAUCUUGUCAUUAACAGAGACAGGGCAAACAUGGAGAUCCAGGCUUCUGGUAACCCUUCAUUGCUGCGAAGUGAAAAUGGCUAUCCUGCUGGCCAACAGAUUAUUCCAAAUGCGACACAGAUUCCCGUUGCAAGCGCUGUAAGCAUCACGGGUCCCUCGCGUUUUCGCGAAAGUCCACAGAGCUCUCUCCUUGGUUCAAGUAGUUCAUCACAUGGCAGCCCCAUUUCAGUUCAGAACGAUCUCACUUCGCCACAGUCGCAAUAUGCUUAUAGACCUUCCCCUGCGCAAGUCACUCCGGAGCAUCAAAGAUAUGUUAAUCAGGAUGAAAGAAAUUUCUCAAGUGAUGAGGAAGAGCUUGGCCUGCCUUUCCAGCGGGCAUCAUUGCAUCACCCUCAGCGAAGGCGAGGAAAUCCGCAUGUUUCGGGUCGUAUUCAGAUAAGGUUUGAGUUCGAUAAAGAAGCAUCCAGUUUAUACGUGACAAUAAUUGGUGCAGAUGGACUGGCUCCAAGGGACAACGGCGCACCGAGAAAUCCUUAUGUAAAAGUUUAUUUGCUUCCUGAUCGCAGCUUGCAAAGUAAACGACGCACCAAGACGGCCUUGCGAACAAUGUCACCACGCUGGAAUCUAACUUUCAUGUAUAGCGUCAAACAUCAAAAGCUUCUAGAACGUUCUUUGGAAUUUACAGUAUGGGAUCACGACAGAAUCGAACCUAAUGAAUUUCUAGGCGAAGUUGUUAUCGAUAUGCACGAGGCUUGUCUUGACAACCUAGCACACUGGUAUCCUCUUAACAUCCACAACUACGAGACCCCUCUUCCUUCUCCUACACCGAUGACGUCACCAAGAGGGUCUUUUCGUGAAUCAGGUGACAAAGCUAUGAAACAGGCGAACGAUGCUGCGCGAAAUAGGGCAAAUCUGGUUGGCCUAUCAACUGAUAUAAAUAAAAAUGUUCCGGAUACUGACGAAUAUUAUCGAACGCCAACUGGAUCCCCUGGUGUCUCGCAAGAAAGUGAUGAUAUGCAAAACUCGGAAUCACCAAGCUCUGUCCAUACGUUCCCAUUUAUGCAAAGCCGUACACCUCAGGGAAGUCUCACACCCCAAGGCAGUCUCACUCCCCAAGGAUCACUGACUCCACAAGGAUCUUUAACUCCAAGGGGAGUUCUUUCUUCUAGAACAAGUCUAACCACAGACGGAACUGCCUCACCCCGUGGGACAAAUGGCCAAGCUAGUCCUAUGCUGCCGCAGAUAAUACAGGAUGGGGAUAUAACUAUGAAUUCGCAUGUUUAUGCAGCCACCGUUUCCAAUGUUGCUGCAACACACACUGCUCAGAUGCACCAAGGACCUUCUAUGGUACCCUACGAGGCCCAGCAUGAAGCUAACAAUUUUGCUAGCCAGCGCCCAAGUGGAUUUAGAAGAACCAACAGUCUUUCGGAUAGCGGCACAUGGUCAGAUUCAAGUUCUGCCGCAACAACAAGCGCCGACAACAGUGCUUCUAACACACAGACGGAUGGAAGGCAGUCUUCUUUUUUGCAGAGAGCAACUAAGUUCUUCCAGCAACAGUUCCAGCUCGACAUCAAGCUUCCAAGUGAUAAAACUGCCGCUACCAUUGCUCCUGUAGUCUCUUCAAGCGAUAAUGAUACAAAAACAAUAACAACAAAACCUAGCCAAGCAUAUCCAGAAAAACUGCAGCAAAGUAGUGGUCCGUCACCAAUCACUUUCCCAGGAACAAACCCAAGUCAAAAAGGAAUAUCACCAUAUCGCCAAAUGCCUGUAAUUACAAGAGAACAAAUAGCAAACCAAUCUCAUCAAGGGCCUAAUUCACAAACACGUCCUGGGGCCACACAAAACUUUUUGCAGCCCCCAAAUGCAAGGGCGCAAAGGAAAAUAUCUGAACCAAAGUUAUCUUCCCAGAGCUCAAGCGAUUCUUCCAAUGACCCUAGGCGACGUUUGAGUGCCGGUGCUAAACCGAUGAGAUCGAACUUAUCAGGAGAAUCUGGUAGUUCAUCACCGGUCGUAAGCAGAAAGCAGCGAAUGUUACCGAGCACAGUUGGGCGGCAAAGAAUUGGUGAGUCGAAAAUUAACGAAAACGAAAAGACCGAAGCCAUACGUCGACAGCUGGGUAAUCGUGGGGUUUUAAGAACACCUCUUUCGGCUGUCAUAGGAGAACGCACAGAAAGAUCUUAUUCGGAUGCAAGUCAAAGGGAAGCUGCAAGAAGAAACAUUGGAGUUCGCAGCAAUAGCAGCGAUUGUAUCAAAGUUCCAGGAGGUGUUAUGGCGGCGAGAAACAGCCCAAACUACAAUGCGAACUUGAAAAGUCACGGACGUGCCCAAAGUAGCCAGUCUAUAUUCAAGGAUUCCCCAGGUCAUUACGUGCACCCUGGCGUCGGUCGCUCGGCUGUGGAUGGCUAUUCUAACUACGAUCAAAAUUAUGAUCCAGCAUAUCGGAAACGCAGGAAAGACAGUUUUAGCAGUGGUCGAAGCAGCCCUACGUCAUCUGUUACAAGUGAACUCAGCACGCGAAGUGGAAGUUCUUCUAGCCUCGCCAGCUCACUGACGUUAACAAGUUUUGAAGGAAGCAGUCCAUGGGUACCAACAAACUUGCGAAAGAUUGGCGAUGCCCAGUUCACGGAUUUCGUAGAGGGCUUAGGACCUGCUCAAAUGGUUGGCAGACAAGUACUUGGAUCACCGCAUAUGGGAGAUAUUCAACUCAGUAUGUUUGAUCGGAGAGGAAUAAUAGAAGUGGAAGUAAUUCGCGCGAGAGGGUUGUUGAGAAAGCCCGGGUCAAAGACUUUACCAGCACCCUACGUAAAAGUAUAUCUAAUGGAUGGGAAGAAAUGUCUCGCAAAGAAGAAGACAAAACCAGCGAGAAGAACUCUCGAGCCGCAUUACCAGCAACAGCUUGAAUUUCAUGCCAGUCCUAGAGGCAAAACUCUACAGGUUAUGGUUUGGGGAGAUUAUGGAAAAUUAGAGCGGAAAGUAUUUAUGGGCGUUUGUCAAAUUUUGCUUGAUGACCUUGAUCUUAGUCAGCUUGCUAUUGGCUGGUACAAGUUGUUCACGACUGCCUCACUUUGUGACCCACCGCCUACUGAAAGUCUCUCGCGAAAGGACAGUGAUCGGGAGGACUAUUAGAUUUGAUUGGCUGGAUUCCUGUCCAUGCACUGGAUGAUUAUUGAAUUUGAUUGGCUAGGCUUCUGACAUUGAUUGCAGGAUUACUGAAUUUUGACUGGCUCGAUUCAAUUUGAUUGACAAGGGUCUUUAUGGCCUCGCACGUAAAGACCAGUUCGGUCAGCAUGGAAGCCCAAGAAUGACUUCAGUGACUUGACAUAGUUCUUUAGUCUAGCUUUUUCAGUAAUUGAGAAUUUCUAGGUUGGUCUCCAGCUUUAUUCACUAAUAAGAAUAUCCUCACCAUCUACCCCGUGAAACUAACCCUUGUCACAUGAAACAGUUUUGGAAUUUUUGUCUGCAGCAUACAUUCCCCUAUCCUUCCCAAUAGUGCUGCUACAUACAAACUUGCUCUAAAACACAGUAUUGUUUUAUUAAUUGUUAUUAAGUAUUAAGUGUUAUUAAGUGUAAAUUCAGUGCCAUUUGAUAUGGGCGUUGUUUGAAUGUUUUUAUAGGCAAGCUACAUUUUACAGUGAUGCCAACCAGCCUUAAAUUUCCCUUUUGCUUUUACUCAAUUUGCAGUAUGAAACACUUGUUAUUGAAGUUAAAUUUAUAGCUCUGAAAAUUGCAUAGUAGGACCUUGGAGGCUGAAGUUUUUAAUCACAAAAUCUUUGAGCCUUUUUCUUUACGUCUGAUUGAAAGCAUUGCCGCAAAGUAGUUAUAUGCUAUAGACUUUAUGACUAUAAUAAUGCUAGUUUUUUAGGAGUUUGAUUAAUUUUUUUAUCUCACAAGCACAAGCAAAUAGAUAUGUGAUUUUGGGAUCUUAACUGUAGUUAUUAUUUUUGCUUCACCUUUUAUUUUUCAUUUCAUUGCCUUGCUAAGCUUGUACCCCUAAAUGAGGCAAUUUUAUGAUUUAGUAGCAGACACCGAACAAUGCUUUAAUAAUCUAACGCAGCUCUGUUUGCAGUUAAUAUCAGGCUGUGAAACAUCAUAUCAUAAUUUUAUUUUCCCACUAAGAGACGCGUAUGCCUCAAGACUUGGGUAAAGCUAUCUUUCUCAUGAUUUUUACCCAUUCUCAGUGCAAUCGAGACUAUCUUCUGUAUAAUCAACUUCUGUAGAAUUAAUUUUUUUAUUGGACGCACGAAACAUCGUUAGUAGGUGAUCCUCUAUGCACUUUUUCAAAAGAAAUUUAUUAAGAUUUUAUGAUUAUUUGGUUUGUCAGAAUACGGGAAUAACUCAUUUUGCCUUUUAUAAUUCUCAAUUUAUCAUUAUUUAAUUUACCAUUAAUGACAAUAUGUUUUAACAGAAGGUUUCCUCGAAUGUCACUUCACUUAAAGCCUUCUUGUAGUUGUAGGCAAUAGGGAUUUGAAACCUCUUUGCUGUUCAUUUUGUCACAGUAACGGAUCUGUUGUCUAGGUUACUUGCAGCCAUUGUUAUGCAUUUAUAUUUCUUCUGUGACAUAUGCUUGUUAUAUUUAAUCUCAUUCGAAUCGAGGAAAAUGUACCACAAAUUUAUUGAAUUUCCUGUUGACAACCAUG
This is a messenger RNA of Rhopilema esculentum, 9549 nucleotides long. RefSeq names its product regulating synaptic membrane exocytosis protein 1. NCBI's taxonomy places the organism in Eukaryota, Metazoa, Cnidaria, Scyphozoa, Rhizostomeae, Rhizostomatidae. Gene Ontology annotation, biological process: regulation of membrane potential; regulation of synaptic vesicle exocytosis; positive regulation of synaptic transmission. Gene Ontology annotation, cellular component: cytoskeleton of presynaptic active zone; presynaptic membrane. Gene Ontology annotation, molecular function: small GTPase binding; transmembrane transporter binding. The record is from RefSeq and is a predicted model, not a curated record.